This is a messenger RNA of Halteromyces radiatus, 2178 nucleotides long. RefSeq names its product major facilitator superfamily domain-containing protein. The transcript is spliced from 8 exons. Gene Ontology annotation, molecular function: sucrose:proton symporter activity. Gene Ontology annotation, cellular component: membrane. The record is from RefSeq and is a predicted model, not a curated record. The coding region runs from base 79 to 2121 and encodes 680 amino acids. Lineage: Eukaryota; Fungi; Mucoromycota; Mucoromycetes; Mucorales; Cunninghamellaceae.
UUUUUUUUUUCUUUUCUUUUCUUCCCCCCAUACCUUUCACUUUUUCUGUUUUAUUCACAUAGAUUUAUUUGUACUUUUAUGACAACGGUAUUACUUCCAAAGCAACAUUUUGGUAUCAACAACAAUAUGGAAGAAACCGAGAUACCCACAGCUUCCAUUAAUUCAGAUGACCACAUACGCCAUUCCGAUGAAACUUUUGAUGAUGUUGAACAACCCAUGUUACCAUCAACUUCUUUUUCACCGAGUAAUAUUAUUCUUGGUAACUCAUUGAUUUUGAAAAUCCUUUAUUUGACUUUAUCUUUGGCUGGGUUACAAUUUACCUGGAGUGUGGAAAUGGCAUAUGGAACACCUUAUCUACUUUCACUUGGCUUAUCAAAAUCACACAUGUCAUUAGUCUGGAUAGCUGGACCUCUAUCUGGUUUAGUGAUGCAACCAAUUGUUGGUGCUUUUUCUGACAAAUGUACAUCAAAAUGGGGUCGACGUAGACCAUUUCUAUUGAUUGGAAGUAUUAUGGUGGUGAUUAGCUUGGUGGUCAUUGGUUGGACAAGGGAAAUCACAGAAUUUUUUGUUAGUAGUGAUGAAAUAGCCUCGUUCAAGAAACUGUCUAUUGGUAUUGCUAUCACGGCUAUCUAUAUUUUGGAUUUUAGUAUCAAUUGUGUGCAAGCAUCUUGUCGUGCUUUGAUAGUUGAUUCUUUACCACCAUCUCAACAAGAAAAAGGAACUGCAUGGGCUGGACGGAUGGUUGGUUUGGGCAAUGUUAUUGGAUAUUUCAUGGGUUAUGUUGAUUUGGUCAAGAUAUUUCCUUUCUUUGGAAAUACACAACUCAAGGUUUUAUGCGUGUUUGCGUCUAUUGUACUACUUUUAUGUGAUGCUAUCACUUGUUAUACUGUAAAAGAGAAGGUGUUAUCCAAGGAACAAGAAUUGGAGGGUAAAAUAUCACAUUUCAAGACAUUUACGGAUAUUGCUUCCAACCUUUGGUAUUUACCUUUGACUGUUCGACGAAUCUGUAAUGUACAAUUCUUUGCUUGGAUUGGAUGGUUUCCUUUUUUAUUUUACUCUACCACAUGGGUUGCGGAAAUCUAUGACAGGACAGCCUUACAACAUCAACCAUCAAAUGAAAAUGGGUCAGUAGACACAGUGGGUCAAGCAACGCGAGCAGGUUCUUUAGCAUUUUUGGUAUAUUCCAUGGUAUCACUCUCUGCAUCCUUUUUUAUACCUCUUUUGGUGACGUCUUCUUAUAACAACGACGAUGAUGGAACUAGUCAUGGAUUUACAGUUAGGGGAAAACACUUUACAAUCUCACCAUCCAAAUAUAUACGUUAUUUACAAUGCGUUUCACUUCCUCGAAUGUGGACAAUUAGUCAUUUUAUAUUUUGUUUCGCCAUGUUCAGUACGGUUCUUGUAUCAGAUGUGGUUGCGGCGUCUCUUGUUAUUGGAAUAUGUGGUAUCAGCUGGGCAGUGACCAUGUGGGCUCCUUUCUCACUAUUGGGUGAAUAUAUAGCGCAAUGCGAACAAAUGCAACAACAAGAUAACAAUCAACAACAUAGAAACGAUCAUCAAUACAAUCCACUUGGGAUGCAACAACAGGAAGAAGCUUGGGCAUCAAGGAUCAAUUUGGCUACUGGUAGCGCUGGAAUGGGAUUAUCUGGUAAUCUCUAUCACUUGGUGGAAGAAGGGAAUCCUUUGUUGGACCGGGAUGACUACAUACCUCUACAACCUUAUAACAAGCACGAUGAAGAUGGGGAUCGUUUGAAUAUACCACGACAAGAAGGUCAGGAAAAUCAUGUUUUAUCUAUAGGAAUACCGUCAGCAUCAUUAUCUUCAUCGUCAUCCUCAACUUCAUCUUUAUCUUCACUCUCUCACCAUCAACAAUCAACACAAAAUGACUUAUCAACCAUUCCAUCAGCUGGGAUUAUAUUGGGCAUCCAUAACAUGUAUAUAGUGUUACCACAAUUUCUAGUGACAUUUUUUAGUAGUUUGUUAUUCCACUUUUUGGAGAAAAAACCGACCGACAUUGGUGAUGGUGUUCCUUCUGAUACGAUAGGUGUAGUCUUACGAUUUGGUGCUGUGAUGGCUGCUAUAGCGGGAUUCCUUAGUUUAAAGUUGGGUAGAUCAAAAUAGUAUAUGGGUAUUAUUAUCUUUUUGAAAUAAAUCAAUUGUAUACUACGUGGUUGAGUA